UAUGAUAUGUCUUGUGUUCAGGGUCCGCAAAUACUUUAUAUUCGUUUACUGAGGACAACAGACAUAUCACUACACAGGGAAAGCAAGAUACGAAGUAAAUAUAACGUUUGCCACUACGCAGACUUUCAUACAACAAGAUGUUGAACGAUGAGGUCGAUGAGCCCUGUGUAUGUCCCACUCCAGAAAAAGGUUUGCUUCCAGAGGACAUGUAUUGGGCUGCACGUAACGGAGAUACAGACAAGGUUAAAUCGUGGCUGGAAGGAGGAGGCGAUAUCAACGCAGCAGACCACGAAGGAGACACGAUGCUGCGAGGAGCGUGCCGUGGCGGCCAGAACGCUGUGCUUAUGAUACUCUUGAAGAACGAGGACCUGCAUCUGAACGUCAGGGACAGAGACGGACGAACACCCUUAAUGAAAGCUGCUAGAAGGGGGCAUGAAACGACAAUUCGCAUCAUGUGCGCUGCGAAGUUGAAGUGCAAGCUGAACUACACAGCGCAAGAUCACAAGGGAAAUACAGCCCAUUCGCUAGCUUUGCAGAAUGAAUUUAUACAAGUAUGUCGCUUUCUGUCACAAGAAUGCCAUAGAAUUCUUCCAGCGCAAGACACCGCAGUGGGAUCAGCUCUGCACAAGAAGAAGAAGAAGCACCAUGCCAAGAAUCAGGAAAAGAAAGAGAAGAACCAUAGUGAUGCUUUAAAUUUAGGCAGAGUGCGAAUUCAGAAUUCCUCAAGCGACGAAGCAGAAACGGAGGCAAUGCUGGAGAGCGCAAGUCCGCUAGCCCAGCCCAUGGAAUCAGGACAAGUCGCAGUUCGUGAAAAUGUUUACACCAGAACGUGCGACCGCCGUGGCCGUGUUUGCAUAUUUAACUUUAAGCAGUUUCCCUCAAGACAAGAUUUGCUUAGAAAAGGAUCAGAAUGUGACUUCAUCAACCUUGAAAAAUUGUUCACUGGUCUAGAGUAUGACGUUCAAGGUUACUGGAAUUUGGGUAAAGAUCAAACCUUAGAAACCCUUACACAGUUUGCCAAACACGAGCAAUUUAUAUUUGCAGAUUGUGCGAUCAUUAUCAUCAUGAGCCAUGGAGAGAAAGGAUCGAUUUUUAAGACCUCUGAUAUGCAAGAUAUAUCGGUUUCUACAGUUUGUAAUAUAUUCCUGGACAAAAAUUGUCCGCACCUGAAAGGAAAACCUAAGAUAUUCCUCUUCAAUUUUUGUCGGGGAAUAGAUCGACAUGAGUCAUCAAGCUUAUCAACAGACGCCAUUGCUGAACCACCCCGUGAUAUGUUGUGCGUUUAUUCCACAACAGAAUCUUUUGUCUCUUAUAGAGAUAUUGAAAGAGGGUGUCCGUUUGUCACUACAUUAUGCGAUGUUAUUGCUAAAUAUUCCUCUACACUGGAUUUAGAAGCUUUACUCAGGAAAUUUAAUGAAUUAUAUAUGCCCGAUGUUACACCAGAGAUACAAAACUUUAGAUUUCAAAAGAAGUUUUACUUUUGAAUGAUAAUGAUAACCCAUACUGUAAAUGAUACUUAUGAAUGCAACUUAGUGUAAUAUAAAUAUUUUUCUCACAUUUGAAUUCUGUUUGAAAGAUUUAUGAUACUUAUAAACAGCUAUUUUGAACAUCGCUGUUAUUCUGUUAGUAUUUGUUAAAGUUUGUUCAUAUAAUGUAUAAUCAUCCUGAACAAAUGUAGAUUGAAGGGAAAAUGUGAAAUCUUUUAAUAUGAAAAUGUCGCACUUUAAGACAGUAUGGACCAAGAUGUGUGUUCAGUAGCUCGGUGGGCUGAAACGCCUGAGUACAAAUGUUCGUGAGUUCGAGCCAGUCUGGUGCUGAUAGCGAGAAAGGGGCCCAACCAUUCCUAGUACACAGGAGGGUGGUAACCUAUUUGUAAGUCCAGACUUUGUGAUCCGACAUCUGUCUGCCUACUUAGUGUAUUGUAUUGUAUUUACUAACAUUUACUUUGGUAUACCAUAACAUUUCUUACUAAUUCUUUUAUCAUUUCGGUAAUUAGCAAUAGUUAUUAACACUUAUUAUAUAGUGUACAUUGGAUUGUUUUUAUAAUGCUAAUUACAAUGUAUCUUAUAUUCAUAUAAUCUCAUAUUUUCAAAGUUUUGCAGUGUUUUCUGUAGUAUUAAAGAAUUACAUUUAGGUCUAGUUUGCUUUGAUUCAACAUGCAAAGUUAGUUAGGGCUAGUGAUUAAUUAGAUCAAAGUUGUCAAAAGAAGAGGUGGGAAUUCUGCAAGGGUGUCCGUGGGUAAGGUAGGGAUUAGCAAAGGAGAAAAGGGGUUUAAAGGCGAUAAGAUCACAGGCAAAACAUCAGGAGGGAGAGAAUCUAGGAAAGUGGGUUGUGACAAAAGGUCAAGUAGAAGGGAUAAUGGGGAAGGAAGGGGGGAUGAUGCAGCUGAAGCAGAGGGGACAUCUAGUGUAGAGGAAAUAGGAGCAGAGAGGUUGGAGGAAGGAUGAGGUGUAGGCUUGUUAUCUUAGGUCAUGGUUAAAUAGUUUUGAAUAACUUGAGAGUUUCUGAAGUGGAGUUAGUUGGGGAGGUUUGAGAAACAAAAGUUUUCUUAUGAGGGGGAUAAGAGGGGACAGACGUUUGAGGGACAGCAGAGAAUGUGGAGGACAGGAUGUGGUAGGAAGAGAUGGGGUGAAACGUUUAGCUUAUCAGGUACAAUGAGUGCUUCCUGUCUAGUCUCGCUGUAAAGUGAGGGAAAAUUUGAAUUUGAGUCUUGCUACCUCUGACUCAAAUUUGUAGGUUGGGCAGCCCCUAUAAAAUAUAUGGGGCCACCACAAUUGGCACAUGUGUGUGACUGCAGAGUAGUUUGAUCAAUCAUGACCAGGUUGGGCACCCAGUGUGGCCUAGACGGAGCAGUGUGGCCUAGACGCCAACAAUUCUGACAUUGACAGGGGAGGCUGAUAUGUUUGGACAGGGAGGGACUCUCCACCAAAUAUAAACAUAAGGGGGGAGGUAAUGUUUACGGAAAGUAAUAUUGGCAAUAUUGAUGUAGGACUUACGUUGGCCUCUGGGAGGAAUAGUGUAGCACUGGACUGCUACUGCAUCAUAGUUGACGAGGUAUGCGAUCAAGUUGUUUUCGCAGUCUGACCAGUCCUUGUUGAGACAGGGCAAUCAGUCAGGGAGGUAGAAACAGUUCCUUUUCAAGUUUUCAGGGAGGAGUGAGAUUGGGCAGGAAUAGGUUUGCCAGUGAGGUCAGUCAGUGCACGAGCUUGGGAAGAGAAAGGUAUUGUCAGAGUAUGAGAUGUAGGGGGAAUCACAAAGAAUGGACCCCAUUAGGCUGGGCCAAAGAGGGUACUCAAAAGGUUUGCAGAGGUAGAAGCAGUUGAAAGACGAAAGCGGGAGGAAGAUGGGGUGGUAUGGAGAGAGAUGCUACUAUUAGGAGGAGGACCAUAAGGAUGAAAGUAGUAAUAAGGAGGGUGGGCUAGACAAUGUGCAAUAAGAGAUGGAGUGGAGGAUGUUGAGAGAGAGGAAGGGGUGUAUUCUGAAGGUUGAGGAAUGACCAGGGUGGAUGAUUCGGAAUGGAUAGAGUUGACCACAAACAUCGAGGGAGGGAUAUUAGUAUCAGUGGUUGGAGCCAUGGUCAAAGGAGAGGCAAGGGUUGGGAAAGCAAUGAAGUUGAUGAAGGGGCAAGCCCCUAAUAAGGAUAAAAAAUCUUCAUUAUUGGCCAUGGAGAGCCUGAAAUAAAUGGAAGAAGAAACAGUCUACCCCUCAUGGUCCCCCUGAUGGGUAAGGGCUAGGCAAUUAACCAAGGGAAUACCAUGCCCAUGGCUCCUAGAGGCUGUUCGUGACACACAAAACCAGCUUUUCAUCCUUUUAGCACCUUAGGAAGUGGGCAGGAGGAGAUGAAGAAGGGAAGGAAAAGGAAAAGAGAAGACCAUGUAAAAUUAGUUGAGGUGAGGGCUGAGGUCCACAGUAGGGGUGAUCCCCUACAGUGGGCCUCAGUCUCCAUCUCUCCAUCCCCACACACACACACACACACACAACACCAAGCAAGGGAUUAGGGGGGAGGGAUGGUGUAGCAAUGUAAUGAUACUGCAUCCUAGCUCACGAGGCAGGGAGUAGGUCUUCACCACAAUCUGACCAAUCCUUGUCGUAGAGAUGGAGACAGUUCUAGCACUGGGGCAAGAAUGAAGCUGGGCUGGGAUGGGUUUGCCAGUUAAGUCAGUUAGGGUUCAUUUGCUUUAGCUUUCGAUUAAUUGUGAUAAGGUAGGAAUGAUCAGCGGAAGGAAAUUUUGUCUACUUGUUUUUAGAGGCAGUGCUGGAAGAGGAGAUUUUUGUCGAUCCCAUAUAGCUGGGCUACAUAAAGUAUUCAAAAGAUUUGAAGAGGUGGGCGUAGUAGGACAGAGACGUAUGGAAGAGGGAGUAUAGUCUUGAGGGAGAGAGGUGGACAAUAAGGCUGCAGAGUAUUAAUAAGGGAGGAUGUGGUUAUAGAUAAAGAAACUGUGAGGGUGGAGGAAAUGAAGUAGAGGAUGUUGGGGGAAGAGGAAUGUUUUCUGGAUGUUGAGUAACUUACCUGGGUGGAUGAUUUGGAUUGGACUGAGGUGAUAGUAUGUAUUGAGGAAGGGGUAGUAGUAGCAGUGUUGAGUCAUGGUCAAAGGAGAGUCUGUGGUUGGGGAAUGGGGAGAAUUUAAAUCUGUGGGUCCAAGUCUUCAUUUCCUAAGGGAUGGGGGGGGGAUCUUUUCAAAAAAUUAACUGAAGGUAAAGUUUAACGGUUUUACUCUGUAAAAAAAAAUAUAUAUAUAUUGGUUUUCUAAAUAUCUGAUCAUAAAAGUAAUAUACAGGACUGAGAGUAUAAUAAAACUGGUAAUAGAAAUGGACCAUGAAGGCAAUACAUAACAUGAAAUAAAAUCUUAAAAUUUCUUUUGAGGCUGAGUCUUCAAGGAGAAAACAUUUUCCCCUUUACCCAGUAAGCAUUGAUCACUAGAAAAGUUUAUUAUUUAAACAAAUAUCAAAAUUAAAGAUUUAUUGGGAAGAAGAUGGACAUAAUUAUAUAAUUUCUUUUCCUCAAGAUCUAGUGACUGUAACUACACUAUAAUUAUUUACUUUAAUAAUAUAUUACAAGACUUCUGUUUAGGGAAAUGCAAAUCCUUACUCAAUACUCUGCUAAUAUAUACAUUAAAUAUUGCAUUUUCCAUAAUCACUACAAAUCAUAUGCAUGUACUGCAAUUAAUACUGUGAAAAAUCAAUACACAUAUUGAUUGGCAUUUCAUACACACUUGUAAUACAUAAAAUACAGAGCCACAGUGAGAAAAGAUUACUUGUAUUUAUAAAUUUUGCUUCUGGUAUUAAAGUACAGAAAAUACCAGAAGAGAUGCAAUCUUAAAAACCUGUUCAAAAUACUUGUCAAGUUGUUGUGUACAAACCAUUUUUUAUAGAAAAUAAACGUGUGCUUAUU
Messenger RNA from Penaeus monodon (black tiger shrimp), 5392 nucleotides. RefSeq names its product caspase-13-like. Gene Ontology annotation, molecular function: protein binding; cysteine-type endopeptidase activity. The coding region runs from base 138 to 1484 and encodes 448 amino acids. Lineage: Eukaryota; Metazoa; Arthropoda; Malacostraca; Decapoda; Penaeidae. Gene Ontology annotation, biological process: proteolysis. The transcript has 6 exons. The record is from RefSeq and is a predicted model, not a curated record.